Molecule: messenger RNA, 1302 nt
Organism: Umbelopsis ramanniana AG
Lineage: Eukaryota; Fungi; Mucoromycota; Umbelopsidomycetes; Umbelopsidales; Umbelopsidaceae
Exons: 1
Coding region: 1-1302 (433 amino acids)
Source: RefSeq, a predicted model, not a curated record
AUGGACAUCUGGUGUCAUAGACGUAAACAAGUCGUGAAUCGAGUAUGGGAUUUGCAUCAAGAUAAACUGGUGAAUAAUAUCGACGCCAGGGAAGUCAUAUUUAUCACACACAGAUGGAGUGAUGUUGAAGUAAGUUAUCAGGAUACGACGAACAAGAAAUGGUGGAGAGAUGAAACAAUCAGUGAAAUGUCAAAGAAACUACAUCGAAUCAGAAGGACUUUACGGAAGCAUACACGAUAUGUAUGGAUGGAUACAAUUUGCAUUGACAAGUCGAAUUUAUCGGAGCUUGAUGAAGCCAUUCGUUCAAUGUACAAGUGGUAUGCCAACUGUGCUGCUGUUGUUCUGGAUUCUGAUACUCCUCUGAGUAUAUGGUGCAAGAGAGGCUGGUGUCUACAGGAAGGUGCUGCAGCUGGCCGUCUGUGUGGAAUUUCAAAAGAAGGAACCCUGGUGACCAUGCAAGAAUUAGCCGAUGAGCAGCACCAUAAUCUCUGUACUUUAGAUCUUCACCUAUAUUAUCGACAAGGGAAUGCAGCUGAAAUAUUGGCGAGAAUGGCUGUUCGAGAGACAACACGCGAAGAGGAUAUGGCUUAUGCAUUAGCAGGGAUAUUUUCGAUACACUUGCCAUUGGCGUAUGGAGAAGGGCUCGAAUCUCGUAACCGACUAUUGCACCAGCUGGCAAUCCAAAAAGGCGAUCUGUCUUUUUUAAGCUUCCAGAAUACUCAGGCGAACUUUACUGGCUACUUACCAGGUACUCGUGAUGCUAUCCAUUUGGUUGCACACUGUGAAAGAGCUUCAGUACCGAUCAACGUCAGUCACUUUGGUACAUUAUUUGAGGUCCAGCUUGUCAAAGAAGAAGAUGUAAAACGUGUACUGCAAAAGCUGAAAGGUUGGAAGAUCCUAAAAUUUGCCGAAGGUAGAUCCUUAGGAGUAGGAGAACUGACAGAAGCAUUAGAUGAGACAAAAAAUCCAAGCUCUUCGUGGACGGACGUUGCUAUCAUCCACGAUAUUAGAUCCCUUAUGUUAGUGAAAGCAUACGGCUUAGAUCGGCAGACAGGAGGAGGGCAACCGAUCAAACUCUGCUAUCGGUUGCAGUGCUGCCAGAUAGAAGAAACCGAGUUCGAAAGACUGUUUGAAGAGACCGAUGCUGAAUUUGAAAGAAUCUGGCUAGGCGACAGACCUGUCGGAGUAGGAAGACUCAAAGCAGCCGGAAGUCAGUUACGAAGCCGUCGGAGAAGAAAACAAAGAGAUGACCACAUAGAAGAACAAGCUAUUUCCGAUUUGCAAAUCGUAGAAAAUGAAUGA